GGCAGCAAGUACACACACACACACACACACACACACUCAAGCAGUGGGUUGGAUAACGUGAUGUAAGUUAUACGUAGCUUUCUAGUACUUUGGUGUGUGCGAGUGUGUGGUGUUACGCGAGGGAAGCAGAUGUGCUGCAGGCUGACAACUGCUUUGAGCAGUGAAUGUGAGAAGCCCUGGUGAGGAAGCACUGCCAUGGCCGCCGCCACCACUGCCACUGCCGCCAGUGCUGCAGCAGUGGAUUAUUCGCAUCUCAAACUGAUGUGCAUCUUGAUGGAUCCAGGAGCAACCGUGCUCUCUCACGCUCUGAAAUGCGGCACAAAUAAGACCGCCUCCGUCACCAUCUUGGAACACCUGAACAACCUCCCAGACACCUCGACGGCCAACUACUGCAUGCUGAACGGUGAGCAGAAGAGGAGGGCGUUUACCCGCCCUGAAAAAAAACAAAUGGCCAAUGACCCCUCGUGCCAAAGCUUUGAUAUAACACUGCUUUACAAGUGCAUAAGACAGGCCUGUGAAAAUGUUGCAGGACUCAAUGAUGCACGCUGGCAAGAUGAUACAGUGAUGGAGGGCCUGCUCACUAAGAUCAAAGAAGAAAGAAACACCUGUGUGCAUGAAAGACCUCAGAUGACAGAUGAACAGCAGUUCCUGGACAGUGUUGAGGAGCUCAGGAGCCUCUUCAUCACAGCCCUUCAGGCCGUCAAGGACAGAUAUAGAGUCUCUGACGCUGACACAACAAGCGUCAGAGACAGCAUAACAAGACGCAUACAAGAUAUAUCGAAGGCCUUUGAUGACGAAGUCAUUUUACUGAUGAAUUUUCACAAACGUCUCCAUUUGUUUCUGCAAGUGUCAGUGAGUCACCUGAGAGAGCUUUAUAAACAGUAUGAGUAUUUUGACCCACUGUCCUUCCUCAGUGGAUCCCAAGAACGGGUCCACGUCCAGACCGUAUUUUCAAAACUUGUCCUUGAACAGAAACCCACAUCCCUAGAAAUUGACUCAUUAGAACUUUUAAAAGUUGUAACAGCAGAGUCUCAGGGCUCGCAGCCUGUCCAGGACCAAAGGCCACGCCUCGCUGUGGUGAGCGGCGUCGCCGGGAGUGGCAAGACCACCCUGCUCACUUUCAUCUUGUCGGAGUGGCUCAAGGAAGAGUGUGACCGCCGCGUCACACACCUGGAGGAGUACGACAUUGUACUCAGGAUGCUGUGCCGGGACACAGAUGCCGAAGAUCUGGAGACGUUCCUGGGCCUGGUCCUUCCACCUAAUCUCUCUUGUCUGAAAGUGCUUAACAAUUCUCUCAUUGGCUAUUUAAAGCACUGUAAAGUGCUCUUCCUCAUCGAUGGUCUGGACGAGCUGAACAGCACCUCUGAAAAGCUCGUCACUAAUAUUCUGAAUACAACUAAAUAUAACAAAAAUUUCUCAAUUCUCGCCACCUCACGACCAGAGCGAGUGCACCAGUUCUUGGCCCGCACGCGACAGGACUAUAAGCAGUCGGAGAUAUCUAUCGAGGGGAUUCCUGCCUCUAGGAGGAUGCAGUUUGCAGAGCAAUACUGCAACCCAAAAAACCAAGAUAGACUGAGGGAGUUCAUGAGAGAACACGGCGAUAUGACCUUGUUUGAGCUUCCUCUCAACCUAUUAUUUCUGGUUACAUUAUUUGAAGAGAAUCCUCAUUGCAUUAAGGAAAACACUACCCAAUCCACUUUGUAUACCCACAUCCAAGAGUGGUGCACAGAAAAGCUGUGCGCCAGAAUAUCCAUGGAUCCCACGUGGCAGAAGAAGAAGACACAGACUCUUAGGACGAGGAUAAAAAGUGUGGUGAAAGAGAUGUACCAAAUAGCGCUACAAGGCCUGCUGCAGGACAGACUGAGCCUCUCAGAGGAGGACACAGAGCGGCUGAUGGAUUGCUGCAAGAGAGAAGACCUGCCUGCCCAACAAGUCCUGGGAGCCUUCUUCACCCUGCGGUUGUCCAUCACCAACAGAGUACACCAAGAAAACUACUCCAUGCCCCACAAAGGGCUGCAGGAGUACUUUGCUGCUCGAUACAUCAUGCAGCGCCUUCAGGAUGGGUCCCACCCAGGGCCAGGGGCCAUUAAGAGCCUGCCACAGGGUGCCACUCAGCCAGAGACACAGCCUCUAUUUCGUCAUGAUGAAUCCCCACCAGAACAAAGGAAGAUAAGGAGCCAGCUUCAGGAUGCCAUUCAGUUAAUAACUCACUCUCUACUUCCUGAUGAAUCCCUCCCAGUACCAAGAGCCAUUAACAGCCUGCUUCAGGGCGCCACUCAUCUGAUAACUCAGUCUUUACUCCUUCAUGAUAAAUCCCUCCCAAAACGAGGAGCGGUGCCUCAGGGCACCGCUCAGCUGAUAACUCAGUCUGAUGAAUCCCACCCAGAACGAGGAGCUGUUAAGAGACCGCCUCAGGGCACCGCUCAGCCACAGACAGGACUUUUCCAUUGUGGAUCUCCUCCAGGACCAGUGACCAUUCAGAGCCUGCUUGAGGGUGACACUCAGCCAAAGACACAGCGUUUAAAUCUUCGGGGUCUACGUAACCUUUUCUUUCACGUGGCGGGCCUGUUGGUCACAGAAGAGGUACCAAACUGUCCCGAGACCAUAAAGGAGGUGAUAAAGCUUCUGUGGAAGACAGGCGCAGCAUGGAAUGAGUGGCUUUCACUAGUGGAAGACACGGAUUAUAAUGAAAGCUUUCUGCAGGGCAUUGCUCACCAUAUCACAGAAGAAAAUGCUAAUGCCAGAGCAGUGAUAGAAGACAAUAUGUUGGCCAGCGCUGUGGCACUGCUCCCCCGUACUCCUGCAACAACAGUGAUAUUAUAUCUGGAGAACGAAAAAGUUAAUGUGGAGAAUGUUCGUGCCUUGAUUCAUCAUCAUUCCCCUCGGUUGUAUCUGUUACACCAUUACAAGCAUCCCAGCAACAUACCUGCCUCAGACACUGUGCUGCGCGCCAUAGACAGGAGUCGCCUUGAUUACUUCUGUGGUCACCUGAGUGCUAAUUGCGUGGCGCUGCUCCCUGAAUGCCUUGUUGUGCUGCGCUUGGCCAUAUCUAGCGAUGAGCUUGCUGCCAGCCUCCCAGCAGCCCUCACCCGAGCUGCCUCAUCUCUGUAUAGGCUGGGAAAACUUGUCAUACACGUCCCUGUGGCAAUGGUAACACCAGCAGCGGUUCUGUCACCACUGCCUGACAUCAGAGACGUGUCCCUGGCCUUGUCUGGCGUGGACAAAAGCCUGAUGGAGGAAGCGUGUCAUGUGGCAGCAGCUCUCCAGCCUAGGACAGGAUAUAGAGAAAUGGCAUUCCCCCGGGGCAGGAUGGAGGCAGCAGAGUGGCGGCGCCUGCUUCACCUCCUCAAGGACGCGCGGGUCAGGGUGACGAGGGAGUAUGGAAGUUUUUUGAUACCAGAGGAAACCAUCACUGAGGAGGAGGAGUGGAGAGAGCUGGAGGACGUCACUAUCAAUUUGUGGGGGUGUAAGGUGUUCAGGGAAUCUGACGAGAUAUGUUUCUUGUCAGCCUCAAUUUGUGACUUUUGAGUCUGAUGAAGAAGAUGAAGAUGAGGAGGAGGAGGACUUAAAAAAUUUAACCUGCUCCACAGCCUGCUGCAUCACCACCACAGCCACCUCCACCACAGCCUGCUACACCACCAUCACAGCCACCACAACACAGUCACUCCACCACAGCCAAAAGUAGUGGAGACAAAGCGGCGCCCUUUGAAACACUUGAAACACUUGAAACACUUUAUUAUACUUUGCAUGAGUUAAAACAUAGAUUAAAUAUAUUUUUGAAUAGCAAAGCAGCCCAUAUAAAGCCGAGACUUUUUGGGCAGUAUUACUUAUAAGAUAAUUAAAUUAUCUUCUCAACCCCAUUCCAUAUGUUGCCAGUAGCAUAGGCAAUAUCUUUACAUACACAAAUAUACAUAUUAACUUUGUCCAUACAUACAUGUAUACUAGCAUGCAUCCGCCCAUACAUACACACAUUCACACAAAAUCAUAACACACAUAGGCAUAUAAAUGAUAUAUGUAAUAUACAUACACAAAUGCAAACACGCAUAUAUACACAAUAUUUUAUUACAAUGUACGUGACACCAGUGACAUAACUAUUUAUUUUAUUUUAUUUUGUUUUAUGUUGCCUGAUUGAUUGAAUGUUUGAUUGUCAAUUUAAUAAGUGGAAAUUAUAUGUUUCUUAAUUUUUUUUUUAAAUGAAAGUAUUGUGGGUAAUAAUCUAAUGUGUUCUGGAAUCGAAUUCCAUGUUUUUGGGCCAGUAUAAGAUAAUGAAUGUUGAAAUAUCGUUAGGUGGUGAAGUGGUAUGGAGAGGUUGUCUCGAGCACGUGUAGGAUAGUUAUGUUGAUGUCUUAUAGCUGUAUUGUUUGUGUCUUUAAUUUGUUUGUACAUCUGAAUUCCAAUUUGCACUUUAUUAAUAUCAAAUAACUUCAAUAUAUUUGUCUCUUUGAAAAGAAAUUGUGUAUGAGCAAAAUAGUCACUGAAUGUUAUGAUUCUAAUUAUUUUUUUUUGCAAUCUGAAGAGUGUUAUCAGGUGUGUUAGAUAGGUGUUGCACCAGAUAGGUAUGCAGUACUGUAAGUGUGGUAAAACAUGUGCAUUGUAUAAAAUUAUAAGUACAUAUUGUGGAACUAAAUCUUUAAUCUGGUACAGGAGGGAAACAAUCCUGGAUAAUUUCAGCAUGAGAUUUGAUAUGUGUGGUUUGAAAGUCAUAUUUUCAUCAUAGGUUAUUCCUAGUAAGUUAUGGUGAUUAGUUCUAUUAAUAAUCUUAUCAUGAUAAAACAGAGGUGGCAGUAUAUUUAUGGGCUUAUUGGUAAAUAGCAUGUAAUAUGUUUUGCUGGGAUUUACAGUUAGUCUAUUACUUGUACACCAUUUGUGGAAGGUUUUUGCACAACAAAGAGAGUGGCUGGGUGCAGACUCUGCCGGCAAGGAAGCAACAUGGGAAACACUUCAGGGAGAAAGACCAGCGGGACCGACAGUGGACAGCUGGAUGACUCGGCGGGCAGCCGGGAGAGGAUGGCCAAGCAAGGCCAGACCCAUUGCUGGCCAGGAGAAUGGACUCAGCCGAGGAGAUGCACAUGUGUGUCCCAUGGGAAAGAGCUGCCGUGUCACUGCAGUAGUGACGCUGAAGAGGACAUCAAGGAGAACGAGUCAUGCGAGGCGAGCCACACAACCUUCAGAAACGUGUCAUUCUGUCUGCAGAUGAUGCCUCAAUAUUAAGAGAAUGACAAGCCACACUGACUGUGGAAUUCCUCACACUGACUUGAACAAGACCUCACAGUGGAGCAAGGCACAGGAAAGGAAGAUCAUUGCAUUACCUACUGCAGAGAGAGAGAGAGAGAG
Molecule: messenger RNA, 5334 nt
Organism: Scylla paramamosain (green mud crab)
Lineage: Eukaryota; Metazoa; Arthropoda; Malacostraca; Decapoda; Portunidae
Exons: 7
Coding region: 196-3528 (1110 amino acids)
Source: RefSeq, a predicted model, not a curated record